Moesziomyces antarcticus is the source of this 2670-nucleotide messenger RNA. RefSeq lists its product as uncharacterized. The transcript is spliced from 2 exons. The coding region runs from base 1 to 2670 and encodes 889 amino acids. The record is from RefSeq and is a predicted model, not a curated record. NCBI's taxonomy places the organism in Eukaryota, Fungi, Basidiomycota, Ustilaginomycetes, Ustilaginales, Ustilaginaceae.
AUGAAGGGUCUUGUUCCUUUCGUCCUCAUCGCCCUCUUCCUGGGCCGAUUCGAGGUCAAUGCCGCGCCCAUGCAGACCAUGGCGCUCGCUCCUGAGGGAUACGGCUCGCCACCCCCUACGCCAGCCGUGCCGGACUACAACUCGGGUCUGACCAACAACGGCUCGCCGGGCUCGUUCCCAGGCAGCGUGACCUCGCCCAGCCCCAAGAGCAACUCUGGUGCCGACAAGCCCGAGUCGUACGCCAACGACCAGCCUGCACCUGCCCAGAACUCGGGCAAGGACGCUGCUGGUAAGGACGACGACUGCGAGGACGACAAGAAGCAGCCUGAGCCCUCGCCUCCGCCGCCUGCUCCUAAGGCUGGCGAUGCGAGCAAGGACGCUGCUUCGCCUCCUGCGGAUGUUGCUCCCCAGGCGGGCAGCACCGGCAAGACCGACGAGGACUGCGACGAGGACAAGACCGACUCGAGCGACAAGUCGAACAAGUCGGACAAGUCUGACAACAGCAAGUCGAGCAAGUCUAACAAGUCUGACAAGUCGGACAAGACUGACAAGUCCAAGGGUGGUGAAGCCGACGAGGACUGUGACGACGAGAAGCCGCAGAACUCGGGUGGCAGCAGCACCACCACCACCACGAGCCACUCGUCCAAGUCGUCGCACUCGAGCCACAGCAGCAACUCGAGCACCACCACCACUACCACCACCAUCAACGGUCAGCCCAACAACUCGGGCUCCUCCAAGUCCACCAAGUCGGACAACGCCAACAACAGCGACAAGAACGCUGGCAAGACCGACGAAAACUGCGACGAAGAGGACAAGACCGACAAGAACGACAAGUCCAACUCGGCCGAUGACAGCAACACCAACUCGUACGAUGCUGGCAAGGCUGACGAUGCCGACUCGACUCCCAAGGCCGACAACUCCAGCACCACCCCCGCUGCUCCCGCUACUGCUGGUGCUGACGAGGACUGCGAGGAGGGCAAGGACAAGUCGACCAACAGCAGCGCCAACGCCGACAACUCCAACGCUGACACCACCACCAGCGACGUGCCCAAGGCGAUCAACUCGGGCAGCGCCCCUUCGGCUCCUGCCGACGAGGACUGCGACGAGGACAAGUCGCAGCCCGCUCCCUCGCCUGCUCCUCAGGGCAUCAACUCGGGCAACGCUCCCUCCACUCCCUCGCCUUCCGAUGAGGAGGACUGCGAGGAGGACAAGCCUGCUGCCUCGCCCGCUCCCAAGUCGAUCAACUCCGGUAGCACCGCCUCUGCUCCCGCCGAGGAGGACUGUGAGGACGACAAGGCUUCGCCCGCUCCCAAGUCGAUCAACUCUGGCAGCACCGCCUCUGCUCCCGCCGAGGAGGACUGCGAGGAGGACAAGUCUUCGCCCGCACCCAAGUCGAUCAACUCUGGCAGCUCGACUGAGGACGAGGGUGACUCUGCUCCCGAAGCUCCCGCGUCUGACUACGCGGAUGCUGCUCCUGCUCCCGAGGACGAUGAGGACUGCGACGAGGACGAGGACGCCUCCAACUCUGGCUCGCCCAAGUCUUCGCCUGCCGCUCCCGAGGACGAGGAGUGUGACGAGGAAGAAACCCCCGCCAACUCGCCUGCUCCCAAGCCCAAGGGCAACAAGAGCAACAAGAGCGACAAGGACUGUUCCAACUCUGCUUCGGGCAACGAGGACGAGGACUGCGACGAGGAUGAGGACUCGUCCAACUCGCCUGCUUCCAAGCCCAAGGGCAACAAGACCCAGGCCUCCUCGAACUCUGCUUCGGGCAACGACGACGAGGAGUGUGACGAGGACGAGGACUCGACCAACUCGCCUGCCACCAAGCCCGUGCCUGAGGAGGAGGAGGAGCAGCCCGAGGGUUACGGUCCUGAGAGCAACAGCUCCAACUCGCCUUCGACCCCCGCAGGUCCUGGAUGCGGCGUUCCCGCUAGCUUCGAGCAGCUCGUCAAGGUGUUUGUUCCCCCCGCGUGCGCUUCGCAGGGCAUCUCGUCGGGUCAGUCGAUCACUUCCGGUGGUGCUAGCGCCUCGUCCGCUGGCACUUCGGGCCCCGGUGUGACUUCGGGCGGCCCUAGCGCUGCCGGUGCUUCUGGCCCCGCUGGUAUCUCGUCUGGUGGUACCAGCGCAGCCUCUGGUCCUGCUGGCAUCUCGUCGGGUGGACCCAGUGCUGGCUCGUCGCCCGAGUCGUACAGCGACAACUCUGCCUCGGCCAAGUCGAUCAGCUCUGGUGGCGCAAGUGCCCCUUCGAUCACCUCGGGCGGUGCCAGCGCCGGUUCGAUCACCUCGGGUGGUCCCAGCGCCAACUCGGGCUCUUCCAUUCCCGGUGUUCCCUCGACUCUGGGUGGUGACGAGACGUGCCCUGCCCAGUCGCGCGCGGUUCUCGAAUUCGCCCCUUGCGACUUUGCAUCGCUCCUCGGCCGUAUGCAGGUCACCCACGAGCAGCUGGCGAUCUUUGAGGCGGGCCUGGCGGGUCUCAUUGCCGCCCGCACCGCCACUUACACCGUGGACAACAAGCGCAUCACACCCGACCAACUCGGCGCCCCCAUCGACGCGGGUAUCCGUGACGCGCUCAACCGCGCCAGCUCCAACUCGACUGCCUCUGCUACUCCGGCUCCCUUGCUUGCAGGUGCAAGCAGGUUCACUUACCGCCGUCGAAGCAUCCUCCCCUAA